Molecule: messenger RNA, 1089 nt
Organism: Echinococcus granulosus
Lineage: Eukaryota; Metazoa; Platyhelminthes; Cestoda; Cyclophyllidea; Taeniidae
Product: Homeobox protein SIX2
Exons: 2
Coding region: 1-1089 (362 amino acids)
Biological process (GO): regulation of transcription by RNA polymerase II
Cellular component (GO): nucleus; transcription regulator complex
Molecular function (GO): DNA-binding transcription factor activity, RNA polymerase II-specific; RNA polymerase II cis-regulatory region sequence-specific DNA binding
Source: RefSeq, a predicted model, not a curated record
AUGUCUUCCACCACCACUAACUCCUCCGCUCAACUUCAAUCACCCGAUCAACUACUCUACCUCUGCGAAGUGGUGCAAAAGUCAGAGGACUAUGCUCGAUUGCAUCACCUCCUUGCCUACUGUCGCGAUGCUGCUCCUCCGAGUGUUCAGCAAAGCGAUACGGUGGUGAAGUGCCUGGCGGUGUUGGCGCUGCUGGAGGGCCGCUAUCAAGACGUCUUCGCCAUCCUUCAGACACGUUACUUUGCACCACGUCACCACGCGCGGUUGCAGGAGCUCUGGCUGCGAGGUCACUACGAGGAGGCUGAGCAGGCACGAGGCUGUUCACUGAGUGCGGUGGGACGCCAUCGCUUGCGGAAGAAGCAUCCCCUACCACCCACCAUCUGGGAUGGGGAGGAGACGAGCUACUACUUCAAAGAGAAAUCUCGAAGGCUGCUGCGUCAGCAGUACGCUGAGAAUCCUUACCCCUCGCAAUGGGAGAAGAAGGAGCUUGCACGACGCACCGGCCUCACUGCUGUGCAGGUCUCCAACUGGUUUAAGAACAGACGACAACGGGAUCGAACAGGAGAGUGCCUUUCGCCGGCUUCAUCAAAUAACUCCUCUUCGUCGGCCUGGAAGUCGGCAGUGUCAAAAGCUGCCCCUGAAGAUGUGCAAAAAUGCGAAACUACGGCACUGAGGAGUCAGUCAUGUUUUCUGACUGCUACAUCCUCCUAUCAGCCAUUUGAUACAUGUGGUUUGCAGACGACCUGGAGUGCAUCCAAUGAUUAUCCGCCUCACCCUUCCACAUUUCUCGACGAUUACAGCGUCUACAGGAGUCCCGCACAAGUCUUCACAGAUUCCAAUGCACCUUUGGCAGUUUACCAACCAGCAGGUGACUUCGCAUCACUUCCAAACUGGAAGCCAUCGAUCUCUUCACCCUCCCAUCCAACAUCGUCCUUCGAGAACUACUCAGAGGGUUGUCAUAGCGACGAGUACACCAGCACACCACCGACCACAUUCAACCCUCACACACAGGUGUUACCACCACCGCCAAUACCACUGCCACUGCCGCAACAGCAAGUUCCCCAGGUGGUUCUGCAUUGGACGGAGUGA